Molecule: messenger RNA, 1572 nt
Organism: Acytostelium subglobosum LB1
Lineage: Eukaryota; Evosea; Eumycetozoa; Acytosteliales; Acytosteliaceae
Exons: 3
Coding region: 1-1572 (523 amino acids)
Source: RefSeq, a predicted model, not a curated record
AUGGAAUUACUUCCAAUUAUAAUCAUUAGGAAGAUAAUAUCAUACUUGAAUCUGUUUGAAGAUAGGUUGAUUGUAUCAUUGUUGUGUAAAAGAUUGUUUACAAUACGUGAUAAGUACAUCAACCUAUUCGAUACCAACAUCAUCAAUGAGUUCAACGUCAACAAAACUCACUUCACCAUUCACUUACUAUCACUCGAUAAAGGAAACCAAGUGGAUACAAUCAUUCAUCAGUUGAACUCAAUGUCCAACCUUAGGGAGGUCGAGUUGUCUAUGGGUGAAGGUCCCGAGAUAUGGGACCAACCAUUGUUAAACCCUAGUCAUCCACUGUGUACGGCACUAGUUGAUCUUGUGAAGACACGUGCCGUACAACUAUGUUGGAAAACAUAUUCAAUAGAAUCCUCACUCAAACAUCUGCCCUUGACAAGUUUGAUCGUCUCUGAUUAUUAUCCAUCGCGUGGUGAUCUACUGCCAAGCACUCUCAAACACUUAAUAGUCAAAGAGACAUAUGUGAUCAAACAUGAGCCAAGUGGCUCAUUACCACUACCCGAUGACCUACAUACGUUGGAUCUUACAUUGGCGACCAACUCCCAUUUUAGCCAAAAAGAACUCACUCCUGGAAUGCUACCACGCCAACUCCAGACAUUACUGAUGGGCCGCGAUAUGUUCAGUGAUGGUAUCCUACCAAACACAUUGCCCGCCACACUCAGAUCAAUAAGGUUUGGACCAAGCUUCAAUCAACCGAUCAAUCAAUCAGUGUUGCCAUCAUCGAUCACCAGUGUGGACUUUUAUCAAAACACAGUGUAUGGCAAGGACUUGGUGGACCUGCCCAGCAGCCUCACAUCAAUCAGUCUGCCACACUAUUACGAAGAUACACUGGACCAUCCACAACUUCAGCGUCUCCGCAUCUAUUCCAAGAUGCCCAAGUUCAGUCGACCAUUUCCAAACAUGAAACGACUGCGCAUUGAGAUCCUCGAGCGCCUCAGCCAGUAUGAUCGAUCAUUCUUCCCAGUCCUUGAAUGCUUGCGGAUAGAUUUUCGCAAGGACAAGGCGGACACAACAUUGGAAGGAGUGAUCACGCCCAAUCUUACUCGAUGUAGGCUUUUCUCUAAAGCCAUGUUUGGCUUGACAUUCCUUGUGAAAGAGUUAGACCACAUUGCCUCUGGCGUGCACUCCUUGAAGUUGGGCAGAUGUAGCUUCAAACCAGGCUUUGUGUUCCCAUCCUCAAUCACAAGUCUUACACUAUGGUAUGUAAGACAGGUCAAGAUUUCAGAGCUGCCGCCAUCAAUCACUUCAUUGGAGUUGCGUCUCAACACUUGGAAAAUGGAGGCACCACCACCACCAACUGUUAGACACUUGACAUUGUACUUCAACGCAGGCGUUGAGGAAUAUCUUGAUAACAUACCAUUAUCAAACAUGGUGUUGGUCAUUAUAAUGAACAGACCUAUAAUGUACCUCAAGUUUAUACGUCUGGCCGAUCAACUAUUCCUAAAAUGUCCAAUACCCGUCCCCGAAAGUGGAGGAAUAAUGUCUCUUAAUGACUUUGAUUCGUUGACAAACCAAGGCUUACAUUAA